Lagopus muta (rock ptarmigan) is the source of this 546-nucleotide messenger RNA. RefSeq names its product poly(A) binding protein interacting protein 2B (gene PAIP2B). The record is from RefSeq and is a predicted model, not a curated record. Gene Ontology annotation, molecular function: mRNA regulatory element binding translation repressor activity. Gene Ontology annotation, cellular component: cytoplasm. Lineage: Eukaryota; Metazoa; Chordata; Aves; Galliformes; Phasianidae. Gene Ontology annotation, biological process: negative regulation of translational initiation.
AUGGCAGCGCGGCGGGGGCGGGGCGCUGUGGCGGUGGCGGCGCUGCGGGCGGACGGGGCGGCAACGGGGGUCCGCAGCGGCAGCAGCCAUGAACGGCCCCGAUGCAGCCGGCGGCGCCCAGGGCAGCGAAGGGAAGGGGGGAGAUGGGCGAGAGAAAAAGGAGAGCAACCGUUUGCUGAGUACAUGUGGAUGGAGAACCAGGAGGACUUCGACAGGCAGGUGGAGGAGGAGCUGCAGGAGCAGGAGUUCCUCGACCGCUGCUUCCAGGAGAUGUUGGACGAGGAGGACCAGGAGUGGUUCGUGCCGUCGCGAGAUCUGCCUCAGCGCGUGGGGCAGCUGCAGCAGCAGCUCAAUGGGCUCUGCGUCGCCGACGGCCGCGGCCCCCGAGGAUGUCGUGGUGGUCAACUACUGGCCAAUCCAUUGAGCAACCAUUGGCCAACCAUUGAUCAGCACAUGGUCAACCAUUGGCCAACCAUUGAUCAGCACAUGGUCAACCAUUGGCCAACCAUUGAUCAGCACGUGGUCAAGUCUUGGCCAAUCCAUUGA